Molecule: messenger RNA, 426 nt
Organism: Trichoderma citrinoviride
Lineage: Eukaryota; Fungi; Ascomycota; Sordariomycetes; Hypocreales; Hypocreaceae
Exons: 2
Coding region: 1-426 (141 amino acids)
Source: RefSeq, a predicted model, not a curated record
AUGCUCUUCAACGCCGCCGCCUUCGCCUCCCUCCUGGCCGUCGCCAGCGCCCGCAUCGUCGGCAUCUCUGUCCCCGAGACCGUCGCCCCCGGCUCCACCGUCAAGGGCAUCAUCGUCACCGAGAACUACAUCCAGUCCGUCUACGACGUGGCCGUCGCCUGGGGCUUCGCUCACGGCGAGGGAUUCCCCGGCUCUCUGGGCUCGGUCAUCGACUCGUCCUACCUCGGACCCAACCUGUCCAACCAAGUCGGCAACAUCACCCAAUACAUCACCAUCCCCGCCUCCGCCGCAAAGGGCGACGCCGUCAUCAGCGCCAGCGUCAUGAGCCUCUACGGCGCCGCCUACAGCCCGACCCUGACCAACUUCAACGUCUCCGUCACUGUCGGCGACUUCACCUCCCCCACCUACAAGGCCAGCGCCUUGUAA